Molecule: messenger RNA, 1656 nt
Organism: Paraglomus brasilianum
Lineage: Eukaryota; Fungi; Glomeromycota; Glomeromycetes; Paraglomerales; Paraglomeraceae
Source: the annotation of a GenBank genome assembly
AUGGUUCGCUGGACAAUGUAUGGCGGUGUCAGUACACUUUUGACGAUCUCGAUCGUCGGAAAUGCACUCAGACAGCGGAGCAACUUUUAUUCGGCUUGUAUUUACUUAUCAAAGUCAAGUGCAUGUUUGAUGAUUUUAAUGAAUAUGGGAUUAUUCUUGACGCUCGUCUUUGGACAGAUACUUUUUCGUAUCUUUUUUGGACGGUUACGAGCCGUGGAGAUUGAACAUCUAUAUGAGAGAGCGUGGUACGCAGUUACGGAAACAUGUCUUGCGAUGACGAUAUUUCGAGACGAAUUUGAUACGAAAUUUGUGGUGACAUUUACAACACUAUUAUUCUUAAAGAUAUUCCACUGGCUCUGUCAGGAUCGAAUCGAGUUUAUGGGGCAAUCACCUACUGUUUCCUUGCUAUUUCAUGUGAGAAUGUUGGCAUUGAUGGAGAUAUUGUGUUCGGUGGACUCGCUACUUGUAAUGCAUGCUAUUAAUGUGACGCGGCAAAAAGGCGCAAAUAUGAUGAUAAUGUUUGCUUUCGAGUAUUCCAUAUUGGCUUCUACCAUUAUUGCUACGUUCCUCAAGUAUCUAUUGAAUGUUAUAGAUAUGAGACGUGAGGAGCCUUGGGAAAACAAGUCAAUCUAUGUAUUCUAUCUGGAGCUUGUGACGGAUUUCUUCAAACUGAUAAUAUAUCUCAUAUUCUUUGCCAUAAUACUUUAUCAUUAUGGCCCCCCACUUCAUAUAAUACGAGAUGUCUAUAUUACUUUUCGUUCUUUCGUUCAAAAGUGCGGCGAUUUGAUAAGAUAUCGUAGAGCUACUAGAAAUAUGAACGAACGUUAUCCAAAUGCAACUAGUGCAGAAUUGGAGCGACUGAGUGAUCGUACAUGUAUCAUAUGCCGUGAGGACAUGCCGCGACCACAAGCAGCGGGCUUUCCAUUUGGGAAUGGUGGUAUAGCUGCCAAUCCUAUUCAAGGCUUGCCACCUAUGAUGAUUCCCCCGGCGAUGCAAGGGGGGUGGCCAGCUAUACCUGUGCCAUUAAUGAAUGGAUAUGGUGUACAAGGAGCACCAGCAGCCGGAGUAGGGGGAGACGGAGGUAAUAUACAACCUCGCAACUCUCAGAAUGAGUCAUCCACUACUCAAACCCAGUCGAAUUCGCAAUCGUCCACAGGUCAAACGCAAUCUUCGUUUAAUUCAUCAACUCUACCACGUCAGUCAAUACAGCCUACGAUAUCUACAUCUUCAGCUACAACACUUCCAUUCAUCCAACCUCUCACAGCACUUCCUAAUGGGCUGAUACCUCUCUUUCCAACACAGCUUCGGAAUGGGGCCGCGUCUCAGUCAUUGGAUAGCUUAUCAGAAGAUCAAAUAAAACUAAUUGAGAGCGGUACUCGGGAAGGCCUCCAAGAACAAUUACGUAUUCUCCAGACAGUCAAUUCUCAAAUUGUUGAUCUUAUUGGAAUAUUAACGCAGACAAUCAGUGUUAUGCCCAAUAUAUCGUCAAGUGGUGGGAAUGAUAGCACCAAUAUACAAACACGGUCUCCAUUUGAAUUUGAUAACGUAAGGCGUAACGGAGCAACUGAAGAAUACAACAUUGACAGGAAGGGCAAAGGCAAAGAAGUUGCUGAGGGAGAACGCGGCAGCAACCCCUCUACGGGCGGUUCCGAAUAA